This is a messenger RNA of Melitaea cinxia (Glanville fritillary), 895 nucleotides long. RefSeq lists its product as uncharacterized. Bases 1 to 777 code for a protein of 258 amino acids. The transcript is spliced from 5 exons. The record is from RefSeq and is a predicted model, not a curated record. NCBI's taxonomy places the organism in Eukaryota, Metazoa, Arthropoda, Insecta, Lepidoptera, Nymphalidae.
AUGCUCGCGUUAAGUUACACGUUAUUGUCGGCUUCGUUAAUAUUUUUCGUGACAGCUUAUGAAAAUCCUUUCGCAAAAUGCAGUAUUAAAAAUGAACGAUGCAUGGGAAAGGAAUGGGAAAACGUCUUUUUAACAGUAGGAUCUACCGGCAAUGGAGAAUUAAACAUGGAUCCCAUAGAUCCUAUGUUCUUUAAAAAUUUCGCAGUGGCUAUUGCAGAUGGUGUGACGUUUAAUGUAAAAGAUGGUGCAGUCAAGGGUUUUAAAAAUUGUAAAAUACCUAAAUACCGUAUCAACUUAGAACAGAAACUGGAAUCAAAAAACAUUGUUUGUGAUACAUUGAAGAUUACUGGAAAGUUUGAAUUCGGAGGCACAAAUCCAAUGCUAAUGAGUAUGUUUGGAACGAAUUCUUUAAACGGACAUGGAGAAGUAAAACUUAAAUUUGAGCAAGUUACUAUGAAUCUCAACUUGCCUAUUACUGUGUUGAGAAAAGAAGAUGGUGAGGCUUAUUUCAAAAUCUUAGACGGAACACCGCAGUACACGUUUGACAUACAGAAGGCCGGCUUCGAUAUUAAACAUUUAGUUGUUGGAGGAAAUGACAUUAGUGAAAUUGCGUCGGCGUUCCUGACUAGCAACUGGCGUCCUUUAGUACAAGCCUUUGGACGACCUUUGAUUGACAAAGCGCUGGAAUUUUUAAUAAUAUUUGCAAAUAAAAUUUAUAACAACGUCCCUGUCAAAGAUUUUAUUCUAGAAGAUCUGACGCCAUACGUCUCUAAUUAAGUGACUGAUUAAGAAUCGGUUACAUUCAAAAAAUAGUUCAAAAUUAUAUAAUUCUAUCGUUAUAAUUUUAAACUUUGAUAUUUUUAGAUGUACAGUUUGAAUAAAGUGUAAUUUCGUA